Messenger RNA from Myripristis murdjan (pinecone soldierfish), 2257 nucleotides. Its product is annotated as sodium- and chloride-dependent betaine transporter-like. Gene Ontology annotation, molecular function: gamma-aminobutyric acid:sodium:chloride symporter activity. The record is from RefSeq and is a predicted model, not a curated record. The transcript is spliced from 14 exons. The coding region runs from base 16 to 1779 and encodes 587 amino acids. Lineage: Eukaryota; Metazoa; Chordata; Actinopteri; Holocentriformes; Holocentridae. Gene Ontology annotation, biological process: sodium ion transmembrane transport; nitrogen compound transport; amino acid transport. Gene Ontology annotation, cellular component: plasma membrane; cell projection.
GGAGGAGGACCAGAUAUGGAGACAAAAGUGCAAAACAGGGAGCAAUGGAAGAAUAAGCGGGAAUAUUUUCUGGCAAUGGCAGGGAAUGUGGUGGGCCUGGGGAAUGUCUGGAGGUUCCCCUAUCUCUGCUAUAAAAACGGUGGAGGUGCAUUCUUGUUGCCGUACUGUUUCUUUGCUGUGCUGUGUGGUGUACCGCUGUUCCUGUUGGAGGCUGUCGUCGGGCAGUACACCCAGGAGGGCACCGUUACCUGCUGGAGGAAGCUCUGCCCCCUGGCACAGGGUAUUGGCUAUGCUGUCAUUGUGAUCCAGCUGUUUUCUCGACUCUACAGCAUUAUCUUGGCUUGGUCACUCUUCUACCUUGGCUCCUCCUUCAGUGCGCCACUGCCUUGGGCCACGUGCAAUAACACCUGGAAUACAGACAGAUGUGUGGAGCUCACCUCUCUAAACAGGACAUCUGAACACAUUGGUAACCGGACAGGAAACUGGACUUAUGCAAGUGUGACCAAGUCUUCAGUGUCUGAGUUCUGGGAGAGAGGAGUGCUGUCCAUGUCUGCAGGUAUAGAGGAGGUGGGCAAGGUGAGGUGGGAGCUGGUGUUGUGCCUGCUCGCCUGCUGGGUGGCCUGUUACUUCUGUAUCUGGAAGGGGGUCCACAGCACUGGAAAGGUGGUGUAUUUCACGGCUGUGUUCCCCUACGUGAUGCUGGCCAUCCUGCUGGUCAGGGGUUUGACGCUGCCAGGAGCCUGGCAGGGCCUUGUCUUCUACCUGUACCCAGAUCCUUCACGCCUGCUCGACCUUCAGGUGUGGAUGGCGGCAUGUUCUCAGGUCCUCUUCUCCUACGGUGUUGCAUCAGGGACGCUGAUUACGCUGGGCAGCUAUAACAAAGCCAGAAACAACUGUUACAAGGACAGUCUGUGGCUGUGUGUGCUGAACAGCGGCACCAGUUUCGUGGCUGGAUUUGCUGUCUUCUCCGCUCUCGGCUUCAUAGCCCAUCAGCAAGGAGUUCCCAUCGACAUGGUGACCGAGUCAGGCCCGGGGUUGGCGUUCAUCGCAUUCCCUCAGGCUGUAGCCAUGAUGCCGCUGCCUCAGCUCUGGGCCGUCUGCUUCUUCAUCAUGCUCAUUCUGCUGGGACUGGACACACUGUUUGCAGGUCUGGAGACAAUAACAUCCUCCGUGAUCGACAGGUUCCCAGCUCAGUUGCGCAGACCGUGGCGCCGGGAACUUUUCCUUUUCUUUUUCUGCCUUGUCUGCUUCAUCAUACAGAUCUCUCUCACCACUGAGGGUGGAGUUUACCAGUUCCAGCUGGCUGACUACUAUGCUGCAAAUGGAGCGUGCCUAUUGUUUCUGUCUGUGGCUGAGUGCAUAGCUGUCGGCUGGGCCUUUGGAGCUGAUCGGAUGUGUGAUGCUGUAGAGGAAAUGGUCGGCCAAAGGCCGUGCCUCCUCUUCAAGCUGUGCUGGCGUUACAUCACCCCUCUGAUCUGCCUGGUUUGCUUCAUCUGUUCUUUUAUGGACUACCAGCCCCUCACAUCCAGUGGGGGUUAUGUGUACCCAGACUGGGCAUAUGCGCUGGGCUGGGCCAUGGCCCUCUCCUCUAUAGUCACAGUGCCCAUCUAUGGUGUCUGCAAGGUCUGUCUCACUGAGGGCAGCCUCCGCCAGCGUCUGUCCCUCUUGUGGUAUCCUCCUGCUGGCCCUGCUGAGAAGACGCACUGCCCGAAAUGUCCAGACCAUCUCCCAAAUGUAACUGAAAUGAAACCUUUGUCAGCGCACUAUCCUGACAUAUGAGUGAGCAUGGGAUGCUUUCUUGUCGUUUGAAAACAGCUAAAUGAACAGAAUGUCGUUCUGAGAUUAGUCUCAGAAUUCUGAGAAGAAAACUCAGAAACAAUUCACAAUUCUGAGACUGAAGUCAGGAUUGUGAGAUUAACAUCAUAACUGUGUCACUGAUUCUGACUUUAAUGUCAAAGGUAUGAUGUUGUGUGUAUAUAUAUAUAUAUAUAUAUAUAUAUAUAUACGUGUGUGAGUGAGUAUCCCUGUGUUAAAUCAUGUGUUGUUUGGGGAUCAAACACUUAUUUAAUUCAAUCAAAUCCAAAUGAAUUUAUAACCUUUAUAUAAUGUGUUUUUUUUUUUUUUCUGGACUUUGUUUUGUUAAAAGAAAAAUACCAUAAACAUUAUACACCGCUCAUUUCUUUGUAAGUGGACAAACAUACAAAAUCAGCCGGGGAUCAAAUAAUUAUUCUCUCUACGUCAUAUGAUGUUAUGUUUU